This is a messenger RNA of Centropristis striata (black sea bass), 1479 nucleotides long. It is a transcript of the gene mfsd2al2, whose product is annotated as major facilitator superfamily domain containing 2a-like 2. The transcript is spliced from 13 exons. Gene Ontology annotation, biological process: carbohydrate transport. Gene Ontology annotation, cellular component: membrane. Lineage: Eukaryota; Metazoa; Chordata; Actinopteri; Perciformes; Serranidae. The record is from RefSeq and is a predicted model, not a curated record. Gene Ontology annotation, molecular function: symporter activity. Bases 1 to 1479 code for a protein of 492 amino acids.
AUGGUCGGGGAUCGAACCACCAACUUUCCGAUCAGUGGGUCGGGGGGGAUUCCUCUGGCCAGGAAGGUUUGUUAUGCGAUGGGUGGGAUCCCAUAUCAGAUCACUGCAGCAGCUAUGAGUGUUUCCCUGCAGAUCUUUCUUCUGGAUGUUGUGCAGAUGGAGGCCUCCUACGUCUCCAUGAUUCUGUUUGUGAGUCGGGCCUGGGAUGCUGUGACCGACCCUCUGGUUGGGUAUCUGGUGAGCUGCAGUAAAUGGACGCCCAUCGGCAAACUCACCCCAUGGCUGAUUCUCUCCACUCCGUUAAGUAUCCUGUUCUAUGUGCUGCUGUGGUUUGUGCCACAAGGAUCGAUGUCUCAGGCUCUCAGCGUGCUCUGGUUCCUCACAGUCACCUGCCUGUUCGAGACCCUCAUGAGUUGCUACAACGUUCCCUACCUCUCACUCAACAUGUUCCUGGGGGGAGAUCACAGAGACAGAGACUCUGCCACGGCCUACAGAAUGAGUGUGGAGAUGUUGGCCAUGCUGUUGGCUUCGGUCAUGCAGGGUCAAGUUGUAGCUGUGUACAACUCAGAAAAGCAAGAGGCCUGUCAACAUCUCAACCAGCCCCAUGAAACAACACCUCAAAGCACAUCUUUGCCACAAACUGCACCCCUUCAGGAAACGCAAAAGGCUUUCCUGACCUCAGCUCUGGUCAUGGGUGGCUUGUUUUUCCUCUGCAGCCUGGUUCUCUUCCUGGGGGUGAAGGAGCAGCAGGCCCCUCUCUGCCCUAAUGACAAAGUACGACCAUCGUAUUUGACCUCGCUGAAGAUGCUGAUAUGCCACAUUCCCUAUCAACGACUGGUGCUCGGAUUUGUAUUCAGUGUGCUUGCAUUUCAGAUGUCCUUGGGUAAUUUUGCACUCUUUUGCAGCCAUGCAGCUGGGCUGGGAGCCCAGUUUCAGCACCUCCUACUGGUUUUACUGGCUUCUGCAUCAAUAGCAGUUCCUCUGUGGCAAAUAGUUCUUCUUAGAAUAGGAAAAAAGGCCACUGUUUUCAUCGGACUAUCACUCUUCAUCCCAGCAGUGAUUGUAGUCGCCUGUGUUCCCAGUAAUCUGCCAGUCUUUAUGAGUAUGUGUGUUCUGAUGGGAUUCAGUGUGGCGACCAUAUUCUUGCUACCCUGGUCUAUGCUCCCAGAUGUUGUGGACGACUUUGCCAUGAAACAUCCGUCCUGCAAAGACUUGGAGCCGCUGUUUUUCUCCUGUUAUGCCUUCUGCAAUAAGCUGGCAGGAGGCUUGUCUGUUGGCAUCUCAACCAUGACAUUACAGUUUGUGGGCUACAGAGCGGGUGCAUGUAACCAUGGUGAAGAAGUGGUGACGGCUCUGAUAGUGCUGUUCUCACCAGUUGCAGUCGUACUUCUGCUGAUUGGCAUGGUGUUUUUUUACUCCUUCCCGAUCAAUGAGAGGCGAUGUUUGCAGCUCCAGGAACAACUGACCACAGACCAGUAA